AUGGCCCCAGAACCUUUGGUAACCCAUAUAUAUACGGCAGACCCUUCAGCACAUGCCUUUGAAGGCAAGAUCUAUGUGUACCCUUCUCAUGAUCGGGAGAACGACAUCACAUUCAACGACAAUGGCGACCAAUACGACAUGGCUGACUACCACGUUCUGUCCCUCGAAGAGAUAGGUGGGCCCGUCACCGACCACGGAAUAGCACUCAAAGUGGAUGACAUCCCAUGGGUGUCCAAACAGCUCUGGGCACCGGAUGCAGCAUUCAUCAACGGAAAAUAUAUGCUUUACUUCCCAGCCCGCGACAAGGAAGGGAUCUUCCGCAUCGGCGUCGCAGUGAGUGACAAACCAGAGGGACCAUUUACACCAGACCCCGAACCCAUCAAGGGCACCUAUUCCAUCGACCCAGCCAGCUUUGUCGACGAAGAUGGCCAAGCUUACCUCUACUUCGGAGGCAUAUGGGGCGGGCAGCUGCAGUGCUGGACGUCCGGGGAAUUCGACAACUCACAAUCCGGCCCUCACGAGCCGCAGGGCACGGAUAAGGCAGCGCUCCUCCCCCGCGGCGCGAAGAUUUCCCCAGACGGGCACUCGCUCGCCUCGGACGUCCAGGAAUUGCAAAUCCUCGACGAAGCAGGUGAACUGCUCGUGGCAGACGACCACGACCGCCGGUUCUUCGAGGCCGCCUGGAUGCACAAGUACAAGGGGAAGUACUAUUUCAGCUAUUCUACCGGCGACACGCACUACAUCGCUUAUGCGGUAGGAGACAACCCGCUCGGACCGUUCACAUACGGCGGACGAAUCCUAGAGCCUGUGAUCGGGUGGACGACGCAUCAUUCGAUCGUCGAGUUCAAGGACAAAUGGUAUCUUUUCUAUCACGAUUCGAGCCUGAGUAAGGGUGAGAGUCAUUUGAGGAGUGUCAAGGUUAGGGAAAUCGUGUACGAUGACAAUGGGAAGAUAAGUCUCGCGGAGAAGCAAUAG
Exophiala aquamarina CBS 119918 is the source of this 975-nucleotide messenger RNA. RefSeq names its product xylan 1,4-beta-xylosidase. The record is from RefSeq and is a predicted model, not a curated record. Lineage: Eukaryota; Fungi; Ascomycota; Eurotiomycetes; Chaetothyriales; Herpotrichiellaceae. The transcript has 2 exons. Gene Ontology annotation, biological process: carbohydrate metabolic process. Gene Ontology annotation, molecular function: hydrolase activity, hydrolyzing O-glycosyl compounds. Bases 1 to 975 code for a protein of 324 amino acids.